AUGGCCGAUUUACAAGAAAAUGAAAUGGAUUUUGAAAAAAUCGUUAGGGAGGUAGAAAUUGGUAUUAAAGAUUUAAGUAAAAAUAAAAGAGGUAUAGAAGCAAGAGGUGGAGCAGAAUUAUUAAGAAAUAGAAUAGGAAGAGCAAAACAAAUUUUAAGAUCAUAUAAAUUAGAUUUUAGAGAAUUAGCUAAAAAUGAACAAAAACCCUAUCAAGAUAAAGCAAAUCAAUAUGAAGAACAAAUAAAAACAUUAGAGAAUGAUUUAAAUUGGGCAGAAAAGAAUAGUGAAAAUGGUGGUGGAGGUGGUGGUAGUGGUGGUAAUAAUAGUCAAUCAAUAGAUACAGAAUAUCAAGAAACAAUGCAAAAAGCAAAGAAAAUUCAACAACAAGAUAUAGAUACAACACAUAGAAUUUUAUCAGAAGUUGGUCAAAUUAAUGAAGUUGGUACAUCCACUUUAGAGGAGAUGGCAGUUCAAGAGGAACAAAUGAAAAGAAUUCAAAAAGAUAUGGAAGAAAUUGAUGGUAACUUAAAAUUAGCAACUAGACAAAUGAGAGCAUUCGCUAGAAAAAUGGCAACUGAUAAACUUAUUAUGGGUCUUGUACUAUUAAUUGUUGCUGCUAUCAUUUUUGUAAUCGUUUAUUCAAUCGUUAAACCUAAAUCUAAAACUGUUCAACAAAAUGUUACUGGUUCAACCCAAUAA
Molecule: messenger RNA, 699 nt
Organism: Dictyostelium discoideum AX4
Lineage: Eukaryota; Evosea; Eumycetozoa; Dictyosteliales; Dictyosteliaceae
Exons: 2
Coding region: 1-699 (232 amino acids)
Biological process (GO): intracellular protein transport
Cellular component (GO): SNARE complex; cytoplasm; membrane
Molecular function (GO): SNAP receptor activity
Source: RefSeq, a predicted model, not a curated record